AUGCCAGACUACUGUCCUUACUGCAAGCAUCAAGGUCACACCUUACAAGUUUGUACUGUUAAAAAAAUAGAUGAGGAGAAUAAGAAAAAUAAUGAUCAAGAAGAGGAGGUCAGGAACACAGACAGGAUCAUCACUGAUAAGAGAAAGGCUCUGAAACCUGCUACUGAUCAUCACAAGGAAACUCAGCUCCAAGAAGACCAACAUAUUAAGGAACAACAAAACACUAAUAGGGCUGAAACUGAAAAAAGAAAUCAAGAGCAUACAGGGUGGCAAAUCCAAAGGAGAAGAGGCAAGAAAGAUGGACAACACCAACAACAUCAAACACGGCAGCAUAAAACACAAGUAUUCAGGUCAAAAGGGGAAGGUUCAGUACCUCACCAACACAAUGACACCAACAACAAUGAUGAAAGAAACCAGCAACAGUCAGUACAUUCCACUUCCCAUAAUCCCACUCAACAGGUUGGAACUAGCAGACCUGUAGACAAGGAAAAAGAUCAAAAUAUUGCUGCCAUAGAAGAACCAAGUUCUGGCUUGAAUACUGUUGAAGGCAACAAUGUCAAAAGCACAGAAGUUUGUGGGGUUGAGGAAGGGGAAAGUCAGGAGAAAAUUACUAACAUGCAGGAAGGGGCUACCAGGGGGAGGGAACUUCUGUUGGUUGACCCUAGGAAAGACUAUAAAUCCCAUGCAACCACUCCUCCAAAUACUAGCAGGUCCAGGUACACAUUCUCAGACCCUCAACAACAAGGCCACAUUAUCUCUAAGCAAGAAAAAAGGGAUGCUAUUAACAAGAAACUUAUCCAGGAGAGGCAAUCAGAGCAAACAAGUGUGAACUAUGUUCUGGUACCAAAACAAGAAGGAAUCCAGAUGCAGUCUGCAGAACAGAGUAAACUUAGUCAGAAAACCAUAUCAGAUGGUUUUAAAGAGGAGUACACAGCUACUGAUCAUGCCCCACCUCUGCAAAUUUAUGAUGUAUCCAAUGAGAGGCAGGUGCUUAGUAAAGAAGACAGUGCAGAAGACUUAUCUGAUGAAUAUAGGGUCACUCAUUCUGAAGAUGAGGAAGACCCUGACCAAUGGGAGGAUGAACAAAUGAACAACAGGAAAACCAAUUAG
Messenger RNA from Solanum dulcamara, 1110 nucleotides. RefSeq lists its product as uncharacterized. The transcript is spliced from 4 exons. Bases 1 to 1110 code for a protein of 369 amino acids. The record is from RefSeq and is a predicted model, not a curated record. Lineage: Eukaryota; Viridiplantae; Streptophyta; Magnoliopsida; Solanales; Solanaceae.